AUGGAGCAAGCUGAAAUAUUAGAAUUUAUUUUUAGCAGUUCAGAAUCUGAUUCUGAUUCCACUGAAUCAUCUUCUUCUUCUUCCGAAGAUGAUAUUCUUCUAUGUACUGAUGUGAGGGAGAAAAUUCCACGCAUGGAAGGUUAUUUUGAAAACAUUGUGAGCCAAAUGAGUGAUGGAGUCUUUAAAAGUCAUUUUCGUCUGCACAUACAUACCAUGGAAAGAAUUGAAAAUAUAGUGUCCGAGAGUUUUCAAGUGCAAGCUACUGGAAGACCAUGUGUACCUUUGAAAAAGCAAUUGCACAUGGUCAUUUGGUAUUUAGCAACACCCGAAUGUUACAGAUCUAUAUCUGACCGAUUUGGUGUGUGCCCAAAAACACUGUGGAAUUCAGUACAGAAAAUAUGUGCAAUACUAGUGCAGAAAGCCCCAGAAAUAAUUAAAUGGCCACAGUCGACAGAGCUACCUAUAAUCCAAAGUGAGUUUAAAAGGAUGGCAGGAGUACCUGACGUAAUAGGAUGCAUUGAUGGGACACAUAUUCCCAUCAAAGUGCCACUUGAGCACCCAGAAAGCUAUAUAAAUAGACACAGUUUUGCAUCUUUGGUUCUACAAGGCGUAGCAGACAACAAAUUAAAAUUUCUUGACUGCUAUGUUGGAGAAGUUGGCUGUGUCCAUGAUGCUAGAGUGUUCAGCAAAUCUUUCCUAGGGCAAAACCUAAGAACAAAAGUUCCCCAACCUUACCAUAUUUUAGGAGACAAAGCUUAUCCCUUAAGGAGUCAGUUACUGACUCCUUUUAGGGAUAAUGGCCAUCUCACUGCCAGUGAAAGAAACUAUAAUCACCUUCACUCUCAAACGAGAUGUACGGUGGAAAGGGCCUUUGGCUUAUUGAAAGGUCGCUUUCGUAGGCUGAAGGGUAUAGACAUGACUGAAGUGGUGAACAUUCCUGCUGUUAUUAUGGCUUGUUGUGUUCUCCACAACAUUUGUCAGGGUUUAAAUGAUGAAACCGAAGAGGAUGAUGAGCCUCAGCCAAAAGAAAAAGCAACUGAUGAUGAUGAGGAAACUUAUUCCAUAUCUGGAGUAAAUAAACGCCUCCAGAUUAUGCAAUUGCUCGCCUAAAGAUAAUUUACAAAAAUUAUUAAGUAUAUUGCAUUAUGUUGUUAACAUUAUG
Uloborus diversus is the source of this 1162-nucleotide messenger RNA. Its product is annotated as putative nuclease HARBI1. NCBI's taxonomy places the organism in Eukaryota, Metazoa, Arthropoda, Arachnida, Araneae, Uloboridae. The record is from RefSeq and is a predicted model, not a curated record. The coding region runs from base 1 to 1110 and encodes 369 amino acids. The transcript has 4 exons.